Messenger RNA from Cherax quadricarinatus, 1720 nucleotides. Its product is annotated as E3 ubiquitin-protein ligase TRIM50. Lineage: Eukaryota; Metazoa; Arthropoda; Malacostraca; Decapoda; Parastacidae. Gene Ontology annotation, molecular function: zinc ion binding. The record is from RefSeq and is a predicted model, not a curated record.
AAGAAAAACGAAGAAAAUACACAUCUGAAAGUGGAACAGUUUAGUUACAAAAUAAUAAUUUGCUGUAACGGGCGUAAUGAAUAAAAGAAAUGUAUAUUAUCGAAGAAGAAACUGUACGAUAACACUUGCAGAUUCGUGCUGCCCGUGUUAUCAGCAGCUAACAUGAACAGCACUAGACAUUGUCAGCCUGACUUAAGCAGCAGCUGACGAAGUUAUCCCUCGAUAAUCUGCCUGCUGACGUCUCUGUGAAGCUAGUUAGCUAGAGAACAAGCCUGUCAAUUAGCAAGGUUGACCGUGGUGAUGGCCACAGCCGUACCAGAGAGCCUGGCACCCGCAGGGGAUGCACCAUUCAGUGGCGGCACCAACCAGGCACCCGCAGCGGAGGCGGCUCUCACCUGCGGUGUGUGUCUUACAGACUUCGACGCGAUGUUCCGGCGGCCGUUGCUGCUGCCUCGCUGCGGCCACACCUUCUGCAGACUCUGUAUCAAAGACCUGGCCGCCAGGGGCGACAUUAUCUGUCCUUCCUGUAGACAGAAAUAUGAAAACGUGGAACCUGACAGUCUUCCAGUAAACUUUAAUAUACAGUGCUUGGCUUCCUCCAGCAAGAUCCAUACUGCCUUGCAGGCAGAGGACUCGGGCAGCUUGUGUCCUGAACAUCGAGUUCGACUGUCGUUCUGGUGCAGCAGCUGCGAUGCGGCAGCCUGCGGAGAGUGCCUCUUCGACCACCACCCCAGGAACAGUCAUUCCGUUUGUCGCAUCCAGGAGGUGGUCACACAGGUGAAGGAACGUGCUGAGCGCCUCUCUAUAGCAAGCUGCGAGGAAGUGGUAAUUCGUCUAGGGUACUCCGUCACCCGCACACUACGUGACUUGUCAGACAUACAGGAGGCAGCUCACCUACUGCAAGAGACAACAAGGAUCUAUCGCAAGGCUCAGUCAGCCAACACUUUGUCGUCCAUCACGUCCGUCUUCGAGUCGGCCAAAACAGUGCGUGAUAGGGUGUGGGCUCUACAGGACGGCAUUGAGGAGGGCAACUCUGUCAGCAUACCUGACCAGGUGAUCUUGAGCUCGAGGCCGGCCGUGCUAGCCCUCAGUGAAGGUGGAGGUCUGGCUCAGGUGAAGGUGGAGAAGAAGGGCAUCCAUGUAUACAGCCUCAGGCCUGCCUCCACUGCUUACAGUGUCGCCAUCAAGCUGACGGUGCUGAUGUCAUGUGUGAAGAAGGAGUCGCCGAUGGUGUUUCUGGACAUCAAGGCAGGAGAGCGUCGUCUUGGCCGUGUUUACAUUACGUUGGUGGGCAAAAUGAAGCGCUCACAGCAAUUUCAGGCUCUUUGUCUGGGUACCUUGGGACCCUGCUACCGCGGUACUAGGUUCGAUGGUAUGAGUGAGAAGGGGCAACCAGGGGAGUACUUGAGGGGCGGCGACUACCAGGGUAAAGGAGGCCUCGGUGGUGAAGCUCUUAUGGAUAAUCUCGAGUGGGGCAGAGAGUGGAGCCAGCCCAAGACUGCUGGGCAGGUGUGUGGAGUAGGAGGUGAGGAACAACGUAAGUUCGGCUCACUUUUCGCUGUGUGUCUCCGUGACAACCCCGACGACGUCUUCAAAUGUCCCUUCGGCAAUGUGACGGAGGGGCUGGAGGUGCUGCAGGUCGCCGGCAGACAUGAACCUUUCAACGUCGUCCAUGUUGGUGACUGUGGCCUUCUCAUACCCCUCUCAUAAGAAGAACAUA